Molecule: messenger RNA, 1504 nt
Organism: Dendrobium catenatum
Lineage: Eukaryota; Viridiplantae; Streptophyta; Magnoliopsida; Asparagales; Orchidaceae
Exons: 13
Coding region: 298-1203 (301 amino acids)
Source: RefSeq, a predicted model, not a curated record
GUUCGCAGUUCAAUUUCUCCGCAAAUCGUGUCCUUUCUCCCACCAGAGAAUACUUUUGGCGAAGGUUGAUUCCGGCUUCGAGGGUAGGCCACCGCGUCACGUUGGAAAGCCCCGCCGAAGCUCUUCUUUCUCCGUUCUCAUGCCUGGGUCUCGCGGAGAGACAAUUUUGUUCUCCAAAUAGUACGUUCCCAUCCGUGUUUCGGCCGAAGAACUCUCCCCUGCGAUCAGAUUUCUUUGGUGUUGAAGCCUAGAAGAACCGCGAGAAGAAAAGCUACGGUUUUGAUUCCGCACGGUUCGAUGGCGAUGCAUGCAGGGGUUGGACUUUCCAAAGCAGCGAUCUUGAUAGGGGCUGGGUUCACGGGAUCAAUAUUGGUGCGUAAUGGGAAGCUGUCUGAUCUACUAGCCGAUCUACAGAAUUUAUUGAAGUCGACAGAGGAGUCUGGUGCUGAUUCUGCUGAGUCUGUUGUUGCACAGGUCAACAGAUUGGCUAUGGAGAUUCGUCAACUUGCUUCAGCACGUUCAAUUACUGUCGUGAAUGGUGGCUCAGGGGAAGGAAAUGUGACAACGUUAUUGGUGCCAGCUGCAACAUUGGGGGCCUUAGGCUAUGGCUAUAUGUGGUGGAAGGGCCUCUCGUUCUCUGAUCUUAUGUACGUGACUAAGCGGAACAUGGCGAAUGCUGUUUCAGGCAUGACAAAACAUCUGGAGCAAGUUUCAAGUGCUCUUGCUGCAACCAAGAGGCAUUUAACGCAGCGGAUUGAGGGCCUAGAUGGAAAAUUGAAUGAACAGAAUUUAAUAUCAACCGAAAUUAGAGAUGAGGUAACACAGGUUCGUGGAAAGAUUGAGAAUAUUGGCUUUGACUUGAGCUCUCUUCAACAAAUUGUUUAUGGCAUGGAUGGCAAGAUGAGUAUAAUUGAAAAGAAGCAGGCCUUUCUAUGUGCUGGUAUUCUACACCUCUGUAAUAUUUUUCCAGAUAAAGAUGGAAAAAUGCGGGAGCUUUUGCAGGAUGGGCCAAAGCGUUCUAAUUUGCGUGGUUACCUAGGACCUGCAGAAGAAUCUCGAGAUUUAAAGGGCCUAAAACAUAUUUUAGAAGCUCUUAACUCAGAAAGCCUGGAUAGCGCCAAUUUGGAGGGGUUAUUACCAAAUAAUUCUGAUUCAUUGGAGACUGUAAAGGAUUUGUCGAGGACACCUCCGAUUAAGGGUUGAACGAGGCUCUGUAUGAAAAGAUUGUCAUAAACCCCAGAAAUAUGUCUUUCUUUCUUCUUAUUGCAUAUAUUAGAGGAUAAUACUGAACCAGAUCUGUGAACUUUGCAAAUCUGUGCUGUGAAAAGAAGAAGAAAAAGACCUUCUACAGUUCAGAAGAGUUUGUUUUAAUUUGUUUCAGAAUAUUUAUGUGGCUCUGAAUUCACUCUAUUUUGUACUUAUUCCCUCUUGUUGAUGCCAUGUUAUUGAUUAAAUAAGGCUUGGAACCUUUUAUAUAUAUAAAUUUUUUUAAUAUUAUUUAUCA